Messenger RNA from Diospyros lotus (date-plum), 3681 nucleotides. RefSeq names its product alpha,alpha-trehalose-phosphate synthase [UDP-forming] 1-like. Bases 471 to 3278 code for a protein of 935 amino acids. Gene Ontology annotation, cellular component: cytosol. The record is from RefSeq and is a predicted model, not a curated record. Gene Ontology annotation, molecular function: alpha,alpha-trehalose-phosphate synthase (UDP-forming) activity. The transcript is spliced from 18 exons. Gene Ontology annotation, biological process: trehalose biosynthetic process. NCBI's taxonomy places the organism in Eukaryota, Viridiplantae, Streptophyta, Magnoliopsida, Ericales, Ebenaceae.
GCUGUAAGCCUUUUUGCUCCCCCGCCCCGCUUGCAAGCUUUCCACGAGGAUUCUCGGCCACCGCAGAAUCUCUCUCUCUCUCUCUCUCUCUCUCUGUCUCUCUCUCAGCUUUUGUCACCAAAGCCUUUCCCAGAAUUACGAAAGGUUUUCCAAGUUCGUUUUCACCGCUCGGGGAUUUAGAACCAUCUCAAUCGGUCGACAUUUGGACUGAUUAGGUGAAACCCAUCCCAUAUUGCCCAUACGGAUCAUACAUACUGCGUUUCCUCUUUCUAUCCCACUCGCGAUUUCUUCUUCUCAACUGGGUUUGAUUUUCUUCAUUUGCCUGUUCUGGAAAUUUUGUGAUUAUCUGCAAUCUUUCUGGCGGUGAUUAUGCAGAGCUCCAAAUUUUUACCCCCAAAAGAGAAGUUAAUUAUCUUGAGCGAAGCCCCCAACUGAUGUGGUUGCUAGAGGUUCAGUUGUAGACUGCACACAUGCCUGGAAACAAGUGCAACGGCAGCCCACCCAUCCACACAAGUCGAUUGCAAAGGCUUUUGGAACAAAGAGAACUAAGAAAGAGCAACAAGGCCUCUCAUUAUGCGAGUGAAAAUAACAGAGGGAUAGAUCUCGCUUUGCACGAGCUGCGGUUGAGGGAAGGUGAUAACUUGGGGGCUUCCUAUGUGCACCAAUAUCCGGACAGGGCCUUGGCUUCCCUGGGAUAUGGUGAAGGGAAUGGGAGACCCCUCAGGCAGAGACUGUUGGUGGUGGCCAACAGGCUGCCCGUCUCUGCGGUUCGGAGAGGCGAGGAGUCCUGGUCGCUGGAGAUAAGCGCUGGGGGGCUAGUCAGUGCUCUUCUGGGCGUAAAGGAGUUUGAGGCGAGAUGGAUUGGCUGGGCUGGUGUUAAUGUGCCAGAUGAGGCUGGGCAGAGGGCACUUACUAAGGCUUUGGCUGAAAAGAGAUGUAUUCCUGUGUUCCUUGAUGAAGAGACUGUUCAUCAAUAUUACAACGGAUACUGUAACAACAUAUUAUGGCCUCUUUUUCAUUAUCUUGGACUUCCACAAGAAGAUCGCCUUGCCACUACCAGAAGUUUUCAGUCCCAAUUUGAUACAUAUAAGAAAGCAAAUCAAAUGUUUGCUGAUGUGGUAAACGACCAUUAUCAAGAGGGUGAUGUUGUUUGGUGCCAUGACUACCACCUCAUGUUCCUUCCAAAAUGCCUGAAGGAACACAAUAGCAAAAUGAAAGUCGGUUGGUUUCUCCACACACCUUUUCCUUCUUCUGAAAUCCACAGGACUCUCCCAUCUCGGUCUGAGCUGCUGCGUGCAGUUCUUGCUGCUGAUCUGGUUGGUUUCCACACCUAUGACUACGCAAGGCAUUUUGUGAGUGCGUGCACUCGCAUUCUUGGACUUGAAGGUACACCUGAGGGAGUAGAGGAUCAAGGCAGGCUGACUCGAGUGGCGGCAUUUCCUAUUGGGAUAGAUUCAGAUCGGUUCAUCCGGGCACUUGAGGUUCCUAAAGUACAGGAACACAUCAGAGAACUAAAAGAAAGAUUUGCUGGGCGAAAGGUAAUGUUAGGUGUUGAUCGCCUUGAUAUGAUAAAAGGCAUUCCCCAAAAGAUACUUGCAUUUGAAAAGUUUUUGGAGGAGAAUCCGAAUUGGCGUGAUAAAGUAGUUUUGCUACAAAUUGCUGUGCCAACAAGAACUGAUGUCCCUGAAUAUCAAAGACUUACAAGCCAGGUUCAUGAAAUUGUUGGACGGAUCAAUGGAAAAUUUGGGACGUUAACUGCUGUACCAAUACAUCACCUGGAUCGUUCACUGGACUUCCAAGCGUUAUGUGCCCUUUAUGCUGUUACUGAUGUAGCCCUUGUCACAUCUCUGCGGGAUGGAAUGAAUCUCGUCAGCUAUGAGUUUGUGGCCUGUCAAGAUUCAAAGAAAGGGGUCCUCAUUCUUAGCGAAUUUGCAGGUGCUGCACAGUCUCUGGGUGCUGGAGCAAUUCUCGUGAACCCCUGGAACAUUACCGAAGUUGCUACUUCAAUUGGGCAAGCCUUAAACAUGCCUGCUGAAGAAAGAGAGAAGCGACACCGGCAUAACUUUAUGCAUGUGACCACCCAUACUGCUCAAGAGUGGGCUGAAACUUUUGUGAGUGAACUUGAUGAUACAGUUGUUGAAGCUCAACUAAGGAUAAGACAAGUUCCACCUCCACUUCCGGUCAAAGAUGCAAUUGAACAUUACUUGCAUUCCAGCAAUAGAUUACUUAUACUGGGGUUCAAUGCAACUAUAACUGAGUCCGUGGAUACUCCAGGAAGAAGAGGGGGUGACCAAAUUAGAGAAAUGGAACUUAAAUUGCAUCCUGAGCUAAAAGAACCCCUAACAGCACUCUGUAAUGAUCCAAAUACAACCAUUGUUGUCCUCAGUGGAAGUAGCAGAGCUGUCUUAGAUGAUAACUUUGCUGAGUACAACAUGUGGCUGGCAGCAGAAAAUGGGAUGUUUCUUCGGUUUACAAGAGGAGACUGGAUGACUACAAUGCCAGAACAUUUAAAUAUGGAAUGGGUAGAUAGUAUUAAGCAUGUCUUUGAGUAUUUCACUGAAAGAACACCUCGGUCACAUUUUGAACCCCGAGAUACUUCACUUGUAUGGAAUUACAAGUAUUCAGAUCUUGAAUUUGGAAGACUGCAAGCUAGGGAUAUGUUGCAACAUCUCUGGACAGGUCCGAUUUCUAAUGCAUCUGUUGAUGUUGUCCAAGGUAGCCGUUCUGUUGAAGUGCGGCCAGUUGGGGUUACAAAGGGAGCAGCAAUUGAUCGCAUAUUGGGAGAGAUAGUUCACAGUAAAUCCAUUUCAACACCAAUUGAUUGUGUCUUAUGCAUUGGGCAUUUUCUGGGGAAGGAUGAGGACAUCUACACAUUUUUCGAACCAGACCUUCCUUGCGACACGAUGGGCGCUCCAAGAACCAGGAUAAGUGAUGCAAUAAAGCCGCCUGGAGAGAGAAGACCACUCGUAAAGCUUCAAGCCAACAGAGGUGGCUCCAAAUCAUCUCAUAACAGAACGCAACGACCCCUCCCAAAUGCUGCGGACAAGAAAGCCAACAACAACAACAACAACCACCACCACCACAUGGGUGGGACUGGACGGCGGCCAUCGCCAGAAAAGAACUCGUGGAGUGUGCUUGAUCUCAAGGGGGAGAAUUACUUCUCUGGCGCAGUUGGCCGGACCCGCACCACCGCUCGGUAUCUCCUGGGGUCAUCGGACGACGUCGUCGCCUUUCUGAAGGAACUGGCCGAGUCAUCUGUCUCAAGCUCGCCACCAUGAUCUGAGCUUUAGAUUAUAUUAUAUAUAUAUAGAUAUAUCCCUUGCACAAGUUGUCCUGCGCUAGUAGUAUAUCUCUAUAUAUAAUUCAGUCUGCAUGGUUGGGCUCUUGAAAACGCUGUGUUGCUGAAAGCUUCAGAAAGAGGCAUCUUAAACCUUGGCAUUAUAACUCAGUUCUUACUUGCCAAUGCUCUCUUUCUCAAUUGUUUCCAUGGCUUCUUCUUCUCUCUACUAUUGGUAUUUUAAAUUUUUUAUUUUUUGAAUAAUGAUAUGGGUUCGGAGCCGGGACCCAAAAUGUCCUCUCAUUGGUAAUGACAAUCAUUGCCUAUGCCCAUGAAUUCAGUCUAGGAUUUCAAAUCUAUGAUCACGAUGCUUUCUCAUUGUUCGAAAGUUAUGAGUUCAAGGU